Molecule: messenger RNA, 589 nt
Organism: Trichoderma virens Gv29-8
Lineage: Eukaryota; Fungi; Ascomycota; Sordariomycetes; Hypocreales; Hypocreaceae
Exons: 2
Coding region: 165-467 (100 amino acids)
Source: RefSeq, a predicted model, not a curated record
CCAAGACGAAACUUAAGCAUCUCUCCGAACAGCACCUUACGAUCCGAAGGCAACAUCACCAGGCAAUAAAAACUACGAAACAACUUUCGCAUUGCGACCAGAUACAGGCUUCACAGAGGAAUUCCGGUAUAUCUGCUAGGUGGAAGAAAGCAUCUCAAUUCGACAUGGCGUCGCAAAACAUCAAGGGCGUGUUGCAGCGGAAGAUGCUCCAGAUCGAUGUGACGUUUGGCACUUAUCUGUUUUCGCCAAUCGAGAAGUUUGCUUAUUAUUCAAUCGUCUUCUUGCUCUUCAGCCUGACCUCCAUCGCCAUAAUUCUGUACCUCCCGCAUCACAUCUCCAUUCUGGCCGGCCGCGCGUGGUACUACAUCCACGGCGAGACUAUUGAUAUCGCGGCAUCCGCGCGGGACGUCCUGGGCAGCGCUCUGGGGGCUGGUAAGGACGCUGGAGCGAUUGUCAGGGAGCUGUGAGGUGGAGAAAAAAAAAGACUGAUGGGCCGAGGCUCUUAUGAAGUUAUGGAUACGAAAUACUGAGACCCCAGAGAGAAGGAACCGAUAAGCUACCUGGCGAAUUGGACCAUUCGACGUAAUAU